This is a messenger RNA of Trypanosoma grayi, 396 nucleotides long. RefSeq lists its product as hypothetical. The transcript has a single exon. Lineage: Eukaryota; Euglenozoa; Kinetoplastea; Trypanosomatida; Trypanosomatidae. Bases 1 to 396 code for a protein of 131 amino acids. The record is from RefSeq and is a predicted model, not a curated record.
AUGGGUGGCAACUCGAGUCGCGAGAUGAUGAGCCCGUACGCGGUCAACACACCGCUCAUGGGGAUUUGCUUCACAUCGCUGCUGUUCAAUAGCGUUCAGGGGGGAACCCUGCGGUCAUCGAAUGUGUUCAACAACUUCAUCCUCAUCUACCUGCUUGGCUUCUCGACGGGGUGUUCGACUGUCCUGCAGCAGCCGGUAUGGGGGGCGAGGCUCGGCCUUCUCGCCUCAUUCUGCUUCACCUUCGGCCCCAAUGUGCGGCUCCUGUAUACACAGCGCUUGUUCCCCGACUACGUGCGCUACGGCAUCGGGACGGCGUACAUGACGUACCACGCGCUUCAGUGGUACAAGGAGGAGACUUACUUUGAGGACGCGAUGGAGGAUGAUGACGGCAAGUGA